Messenger RNA from Sarcophilus harrisii (Tasmanian devil), 1254 nucleotides. RefSeq names its product chibby family member 3 (gene CBY3). The record is from RefSeq and is a predicted model, not a curated record. Lineage: Eukaryota; Metazoa; Chordata; Mammalia; Dasyuromorphia; Dasyuridae.
AUGGAGGCUCUUUCCCCACCCUCCUCCCGUUUCGAGAUCGUUAGUUUCCCCAAACCCCAGCCGCCACCUCGUGCCCGGGAGGUUUUGGCUUCUUGGUCCCGCCGCCUAGCUCCCACGAAUGUCGGCACGGACCCGGCUCCCAGCUCUACCCCGCUCUCCGUUAGGCAGCCCCGCACCCCGGCUCCCAGGCCGCAUCACUCCCACCCGUCCCCAGGCCCUCGGGCCUCUUCCCCCGCCGCCCCACCUGGACAGCUGCGUCUGUCUCACCUCGUGCUUCGCGGCCGGCGCCGGCGCCACUUCCCACCCCCUCGCCCCACGCCCAGCACCGCGGAUGCUGCAGCGGAUCGGCCCGAAGCGAACGUCACGUGCCUCAGGACUAGGAGGACGCCGAGCGAGCCCCACCGCGCGCGGCGCCCUGCCCGGCAUCCACCCCUAGAUGAUGAUUGGACAAUGCUUGAUCUUAACCCCGCCUCUUUCUUCUCGUGCUACUGCUCCGUUGGUUGGUAUGAUCAUCGCUCCAGAUACCUUCCCACACGCCUCCUAGGGCUACUCUUCGUGGAGGAAACCUUUGGUACUUACCCAGGAUCCAGCUUGGCCUUCAGAGUGAUCUCCAUUCUGGGGCUCCCCUCCAGACAGUCUCCCCCUCAGCAACCAUGGCCAGUAUGUGGGCCCUGCAGUCUUUACUCCCUUCUUCCCUCAAUCAGUCCAUUAGUCCUUGGUAGCUGGGAUUCCUCUACCAGAACUCCUAGAAUGAGCUCAUUCUCCAUCCUGAUGGAUCAGCUCUGGCAGUUUCCAUCUGAUUAUUUAUCCCACUGUUUCACACUCAGGUGAACUCCACUAUGCUGUAUGUCCUCCAUGUCCACCUUCUACCUUUUGGACCACCACACUGCCAGGCUAAGUCUCAAUUAUAGUCCUCCUCACACUCAGCUCAGUGACCAAGCCUUUAUCUCCCAGGCUGGGAAGUGGAUGAUGGAAGUGGGGUACACAAGUAAUUUGCAACCCUUGAAUUUCACUGUCGACUGGGAGCCUCCUGUCCACCAGGGUAAGAACAAGGUAUUGCAGGAAGAAAAGAAUUAUUUGAAGCUCUAGCAAGAACUGCUCAUGGAUAUGCUGAUGGAUGCCACAGGCUGGCUUUAAAUGCUGGAAAAGAAGCUAGAUAUGGACAUAAGUCGUGUGGCUACUGCCUAUGUCUGGCAGAAGAUAGAAAGGAACAGAGUGUGAUUGGUAGAAUCUAUGGCCUUUUUUCCCAGGUGA